AUGGAUAUUACUAAACUCGAAGAUUUUAUUCGUGAAGCAUUAAAAUCUAUUGAAAAAUUACAAUUUCAUUCAGAAAAAACCGAUACAGGUGUUACACGUAUUGCUACAAAACCAUUACAAUGUGAUAGUUUUCAAUGUCGACUUAUUCCAUUUAAAUUAUCCACUGGUAAAGAAAAACAAAAAGAUUUAAAAUUUUAUUAA
Molecule: messenger RNA, 201 nt
Organism: Rotaria sordida
Lineage: Eukaryota; Metazoa; Rotifera; Eurotatoria; Philodinida; Philodinidae
Source: the annotation of a GenBank genome assembly